This is a messenger RNA of Epithele typhae, 1050 nucleotides long. RefSeq lists its product as uncharacterized. The coding region runs from base 1 to 1050 and encodes 349 amino acids. The transcript has 6 exons. Lineage: Eukaryota; Fungi; Basidiomycota; Agaricomycetes; Polyporales; Epitheliaceae. The record is from RefSeq and is a predicted model, not a curated record.
AUGAGUGCCCGUGCGCCGUUCGUUCCCCGCCCCGCGUCGCGCGUCGAUGUUGGCGGUGCCGACCUUCCCUCUCCCUCCGAUCCUCCUCCAAGCGUCGAGUCCACGUUCCGCCCUAACGGUCUCCUCUACGCCUCCGAUGGCCACCGCGACCUGCCCCCAAGCCCUGCUACAUUCAAGCCCAAGCCUAAAAACUUUUCUGGUCUUCUUGGUCCUGUUGCUCAGCGCAACGCUGGCGAGUCUCGUUCUUCUAUCAAUGUUUCCGGUCGAUCUGCAAAACCCUUCUCGUCCGUCCAGCACAAGCACCUUGCCUCCUCUCCUGCUCCCCGUCCCGCGUCCCCCUUCUUGCCAGGCCCUCCUCGCGGCUCAUACAACGCUUCCUUGGCACACCCGCGUCCCUCUCCUGCCCAGGAGCUCAAGCUAUUGGCCCCACCUCGCAAAAUGGAGCGCAUAUACUCACCGACUCAUCAGCGAACGGCCCGAAAAACGACCAGCAGCAUCCUUCUGACGCCUUCAGACACCCUCCGUCUUCUAUUACAGGGUACCCUUCUCGAUCGGUCUCUCGUCUCGCGCACUCAAGUGUUCCUGGACAACACGAACACAGACGAAGACGAGCUAGACGACAACUUCUCUGACCCUGUUCAAAUGGACGACGAGAAUUUGCAGCCGCAUAUGUCGGCCAUGAAGCGUCAACACGACAUGAAUGACGAUCAGCAGUACGGCACCAGCGGGAAGCGCUUCAAGGCCGCAGCUCAGGACGUCUACGGUGUCGGCCCGAACGAGUACACUUCUUUCUCGAGCCAACACGAAAUGGAUACCCGCAGGAUUGGCGUCGAUGACGGCGAAUCCAAGCAAGCCUUGUAUCGGCUCCUCGGCCAAGACCUCGAGGCAUGCAUUGAGGAGCGGGCGGAGGAAUACGAACGGGCGAGGAAGAAGUGGGCGGAGUGCUCGGAUGAGGAAUGGGCGAACGGUGCCAACGUUCACGGUGGUGCGGACAGAGCUGUGGCACGGUUCGGCAAGAUGCUAGACUUUGUCAAGGACCGCAUGUCGUGA